This is a messenger RNA of Colletotrichum higginsianum IMI 349063, 894 nucleotides long. RefSeq names its product Oxidoreductase. Gene Ontology annotation, molecular function: 2,4-dienoyl-CoA reductase (NADPH) activity. The record is from RefSeq and is a predicted model, not a curated record. NCBI's taxonomy places the organism in Eukaryota, Fungi, Ascomycota, Sordariomycetes, Glomerellales, Glomerellaceae. The coding region runs from base 1 to 894 and encodes 297 amino acids. The transcript is spliced from 2 exons. Gene Ontology annotation, biological process: fatty acid catabolic process.
AUGUGGCUCUCUAACCCGUCGGGUGUCUGUAUAGACGGGACCGUCGUGUUCUGCACCGGGGGCAAUGGCACCAUUUGCUCCGCCCAAGUAAAGGCCCUGGUGUACCUCGGGGCCGACGCCUGCAUCGUCGGGCGCAAUGUUGAAAAGACCUUGAAGAUGGCCGAGGACAUCUCCGGAGCGCGACCUCACUCGCGGGUUCUCGGCAUUGGCAACGUAGACGUUCGCAACUCGGAGAGGCUCAACGCAGCGGUCGAGGAAUGCGUCGCGAAGCUCGGGGCUAUCGACUUUGUCAUGCAAGGGCUGUCAACCAACGCCUUCAAGAGCGUCGUGGACAUUGACCUCCUCGGGUCCUACAACACGGUCAAGGCUACGAUGCCGCACCUUUUGGCGUCGGCGAACAGGGCCAGGAGCACGGGUCUCCCCAGCGGCGGCCGCAUCAUUUUCAUCUCGGCCACAUUCCACUACACCGGGAUGCCGUAUCAGGCGCACGUUGCGUCCGCGAAAGCAGGGGUCGACGCCCUCUCUGCCUCGGUAGCCUUGGAAUACGGGCCCCGCGGCGUCACUUCGAAUGUGAUCAGCCCGGGAGGCGUCGAGGGCACCGAGGGCCUGCAGAGACUUUCGAGCCAGGCCUCGCGUGAGUCGGGCCAAGGCUCCCGCCAGAUUCCUCUUGGAAGGUAUGGGUCAUUGCGAGAAAUCGCGGAUGCCACCGUGUUCCUCUUUAGCGAGACAGGAAGCUACGUGACCGGCCAUGUUCUGGUCGUCGACGGCGGCGCAUGGAGGCUGGCAGGACUCGUGGGUCAGUCGGCCGGUAUGACGUAUCCUGAGGCAGUCCUGGGCGAGCAGGCUUUGCCGGAGGACAUUGAAACUGGUCGUCGGCCCAAGCCACACCUUUGA